Diaporthe amygdali is the source of this 747-nucleotide messenger RNA. Its product is annotated as nucleoside-diphosphate-sugar epimerase. The record is from RefSeq and is a predicted model, not a curated record. The transcript has 2 exons. Bases 1 to 747 code for a protein of 248 amino acids. Lineage: Eukaryota; Fungi; Ascomycota; Sordariomycetes; Diaporthales; Diaporthaceae.
AUGCAUCUCAUACUCACUGGAGCGACGGGCCUGGUCGGCUCUGGCGUACUCGACGCCAUGAUCAAGAUGAAAGAUGUCACCAAGAUAUCAGUACUAAGCCGAAGACCAAUCCCAAUGGCGGAGGACGUGAAAGACCCACGGGUCAAUGUUAUCAUCCAUAAGGACUUCGAAAAGUAUGACUCCGAUCUCCUCAACAAGGUCAAUGGAGCAAUCAUUAACAACCUGUCAAGGGAAUAUAUCAAAAUCACAAAAGACUUCACCCUGCGCGCAGCAGAAGCAUUCCAGACCCUCGGCUCAGAAGAACAGCCCUUUAACUUCGUCUUCGUGUCGGGCGAGGGGACAACACACAACCCAGGGCGCUUCACGCCCAUCUUCGGGCGCGUCAAGGGCGAGACGGAGAAGGCCUUGGCCGAGAUGCGCAAGGCCAACCCCAGCUUCCACGCGUCUUCGAUCCGCCCCGCCUUCGUCGACGCCGCCCAUCACGAUGCCAUCAAGCCGUACAUCCCGGCUCAAGGCCUGGCGAGGGACGCUAUGCUGGCGGUGCUGGGCCCGCCGGUGAGGGCUUUCCUCAAGGGCAGCUGGAGCCCCACGCUGCCCAUGGGACGGUUCAUGACGGAGAUGGCUAUGGGAAAGUUCGACACCCAGAUGAGGGCUGGUGGGCCGGCGAUUGAGAAGAUUGGGGAGUUCCCUGUGCUUGGAAAUUCUGCCUUUAGGAGACUGGCUGGGCUUGACGGUGACAAGAAGUGA